AUGCAAUCUUUAAAUGAUCAAUUAGAACAACUAAUAAUAGAAAAUAAUGAUAUAGAGAAUCAACCACCAGAACAACAAAAUAAAGACACAAAUAGUACUGCAGUAGGAACGACUACUACUACUAGUGCAAAAGAGAUGAAUCAUAUAAUAAGACAAAAAAAGAUACAACUAUUGUUAAAAAGAGAACCUACCAAUGUAUUGAUUCUCGAGAAUAUAGAUCAACAAACAGGUUUCAAUGUACAAACAUUGAUAGAAGAAUACCUCGAACAAUCUUGUUUGACUCCGCUUGUGUUGGCUCGUUACAUUUCAAUACUCAAUUCUCUCAUAUUUGUAUUUGCACAUAGAAACGAUGCUCAUCUAUCAAAGUUAUUAAUAGAAAGACAACCAAUCAUUAAAAAAUCAUUUAACUUGUAUUUUGGAAAAGAAUUGUCAGAAUCAAUCAUUCGAAAACAUCAACUAUUACCACCUUUUGCAACAAGACAAUUUUUAAUAUCACCUCCUCUUUCACCACCAGAGGAAUGGGAAACACCUGGAGAUGGACUCGAGGAGGGACCAGAAGAUGGUAUCGAAAAUCAUCCAUCUUCUUUUUCUGGAUUCGAUCCACAACAACUUAAUAGUCGAUUACAACUUGUUUAUCAAGACCAAACAAACAAUAACUUUCCAUCUAUUAGUGUUGAAUUCUGUACAUAA
Messenger RNA from Cavenderia fasciculata, 690 nucleotides. RefSeq names its product modulatory calcineurin-interacting protein (gene rcnA). Gene Ontology annotation, biological process: calcium-mediated signaling. The record is from RefSeq and is a predicted model, not a curated record. Gene Ontology annotation, molecular function: calcium-dependent protein serine/threonine phosphatase regulator activity. The coding region runs from base 1 to 690 and encodes 229 amino acids. Lineage: Eukaryota; Evosea; Eumycetozoa; Acytosteliales; Cavenderiaceae. Gene Ontology annotation, cellular component: nucleus; cytoplasm. The transcript has 2 exons.